This is a messenger RNA of Akanthomyces muscarius, 873 nucleotides long. RefSeq lists its product as uncharacterized. The coding region runs from base 1 to 873 and encodes 290 amino acids. The transcript is spliced from 4 exons. Gene Ontology annotation, biological process: catechol-containing compound metabolic process. The record is from RefSeq and is a predicted model, not a curated record. Lineage: Eukaryota; Fungi; Ascomycota; Sordariomycetes; Hypocreales; Cordycipitaceae. Gene Ontology annotation, molecular function: catechol 1,2-dioxygenase activity; ferric iron binding.
AUGGGCUCUGAACAAGACAUGAAGCCUCUGGGCCAGGACUUUACCAAGUCGGUGAUUGACGCCACCGGGCCCAACGCGACCCCGCGCAUGCGCACCGUCAUGUCUGCCUUUAUCCAGCACAUUCACGACUUUGCGCGCGAGGUCGACCUGACCAUGGACGAGUGGCUGGUCGGUGUCAACAUGAUCAACUGGGCGGGCCAGAUGAGCAACGACCGACGCAACGAGGGCCAGCUCAUGUGCGACGUAAUCGGUCUCGAAUCUCUUGUCGAUGACAUUACCGUUCGCGCCGCCACCAAAGCCGGAAAGCCCUCCACCUCAACCGCCAUCCUCGGGCCAUUUUGGCGAGCCGACGCGCCCGUUCGCGAGAAUGGCACGACAAUCACAUUUGAUACGCCGAGUGAUGGGCAGGUCACCUUCAUGCACGGCCAGGUUACGUGCGCCGAGACGGGCAAGCCUCUUGCCAAUGCAAAGGUUGAUGUCUGGCAGGCCUCCACCAACGGUCUUUACGAACAGCAGGAUGAGAAGCAAAUUGAUCACAACCUCCGUGGCGUCUUCGUCACAGACGCCGAGGGAAAAUACUCAUUCUACUGUCUGCGCCCAACACCGUACCCGGUACCCAUGGAUGGCCCUGCCGGCAAGCUCUUGAAGCUUCUCGACCGACACGAGUUUAGACCUGCCCAUAUUCACCUCAUUGUAACCGCAGAAGGCUUCAAACCUUUGACGACGCAAAUUUUCGACAGCAAAUCCGCCUAUCUCGAGGAUGACAGUGUCUUUGCUGUCAAGGAUGGGCUCACCGUGGACUUUGUGCCACGCAAGGAUGACGCCAAGGCGGAGUGGGAUCUCGAGUAUAAUGUCAAGCUUGCUGCUGCCUAA